AUGUCAGCAUCAGCGGCGAGACCAACAGCAGGACGCAGUAGUAGCUCUGCUGCAGCAGGAGGAGCAAUAUGGCUCACACCAAGAUCACAGUUUGCAGCAGCAACAGCAGCAAGGCUCUCCGCAGUUAGAGCGUUUUCCCCCAGGCAGCGCGCAGCGGGGGACGGCACAUGCUGGAUGGCAGAGAGAGCUAAUAAGCCUCCAACUGAAUUCGCAGCAGAGCAGCCUGCUGCAGCGGCAAUUGCGGCCGCCCCUCCAACCGCCGUAGGCGCUACGACUGCCGCCGAAGAUGCACGAGGAGGCUUGAAUUUGGAUGUUUUCGUCCCUAUUCGACAGCUUAUCGAAGCCAUGCGAGAGACACGAGAAGUUACUUGCCUCCUUCCUUGGCAAAGGGACUGCCUCCUCGUCUCGCGUUCCCCUACUGGUGGCAAUGGCGCUUCUUCAUGUCUGGGUGAGGAUGCAGCACAGUCAUCAGCAGCCUCGGAGGCAGCAGAAAGCGGAGCUAGCGAGAGAGGUGAUGCCUCAUCAGCAGCAAGUGCAGCAGCUGUUGCGGCAGGCAUCGCGUUGCGUUGGGGGGCCAAGGCUGCAUUGGCUGCUGAGUCGCAGCGAAUCUUAGAUGGAUCGUUGAAUCUGGUGUAUUCAGCUCCUACAGGAGCAGGCAAGACGCUCGUCAGCGAGGUGUUGAUGCUGCGUCACAUCUUCGGCUUGCUGCGUUUGCCGCCUCGUGACACUCAGCAGAAGGAGCUCGAGUAUCAAGAGCAGCCGCGACAGCUGAGUUGGCCUACUGCCCCCCGUGCAACUCCAGCGGCUACUGCAGAGGAGGUCGGCAAGUCGCUGUUAAGCUCGCCGCAAGUAUCAGACGGAUCGGCGGGAGAUGCAGUUCCCCCUAGAAGAGUCAUUGUAGUGCUCCCGUUCGUGUCUUUGAUAGAAGAGCAGCAGCAGAAGCUGCAGCGUCUAUUUGCCGCUGCCUCGCUGCCGAUAAAGCAGCCGUGGCAAGAAGUCACUCUGCCAUCGCCUUUGACACCGCUGCUUCCGCAUCUGCUUCACCGACAGGGCGAAAAGCAACAAGAGUGGCAAAAUCCACAUUACAAGGUGCAAGCUGAACUGUCUCGACCGUUGGUGGCCUCUGCUGCCGCACGAGAACCCUUGUUGCGGGUGCUGCUCCUGCUGCUGCUGCAAGACGAUAGCGUUCUUAUCUUCUGUCGCAGCAAAGCUGCAGCGGAGGCUGUGGCGCUGCUUGUCGCGGAUUACGUAAUGCCCCUCCUGCAGCAGCGCAUUCGGAUGCCUCAGCAUCCAAAAGAGCAGCAUGGCUUUCUUUCUGCGGCUGCAGCAGAUUUACGCAUGCGUCGUAUCAACAACGUGGCGGUGCUUCAGGGGGGCACCAUCAAAAGCACAGUGGCCUUUGCUGCCGCUUCUGGAGUCUCCAUACAUCAUGCUGCGCUCACGGUUGAAGAGAAGCGACUGGCGGUAUCUUUCUUUAAGGAGGGCCUUGUAAAGGUUCUUACGGCUACUUCCACCCUCGCUGCGGGAGUCAACUUUCCUUGCGAUUCCGUCCUCUUCGACUCCCCACAUGUGGGCAGCGGCUUCCUUGAUGCCGCCCACUACAAGCAGAUGGCAGGUCGAGCAGGUCGCAUGCAAGACAAGUCUCGAUUGCAGAGCCAGCAGCAGCAGAAGGGGGGUCGUGCAAUCGUCCUUUGCAAGGCGUCGGAAGUCGAGAGAGUGAAGGAGCUGCUGCUCCAGGGGCCUCCCUCGGUGCAAAGUGCUUUGGGGGGAGAGCGGCAGGGGUUGCAGCGUCUCAUUCUUGGUGCCCUUAGCUGCAGCAGCGGAGCCUUGCGCUGCAGCGGCAGCAACACAGAGCUCGCUUUGCUUGCAUGCUGUACCUUUUUGGUACUGCAGCACCGCCUCAGACUGGAGGCGCAGGUUGAGACGUCGCGAGCAGCACCGGAGCGCAGAGACCAUCAGCUGUCUGAAAUCGUGCAGCGAGAAAUAGUGCAGGCAGUGGCUGUGUUGCUGCGCCUGGGUCUUGUGAGAUUCGCUGCUGGGCACUACGAGGCGACGGCGAAAGGACGAGCCAUUGCCUCGGUUGCUCUCUCCCCGGAGGAUGGUGCAGCGGCUUGCGCGUGUGUCGCUGCUGCAAGUAGCAGACUAGCGCUGCACGACGAUAUCCCCUUGGUCUACUUGGUGGCUCCUACCCUGCCGCUUCCUCAGGGUGCGGCAGAGGGAAAAGGAGGAGAAACAGCGGCUGCCGGCGCUGCGCUCACAGCUGACGACCUAAGGCACCUCGAAAGAACGCUGCUGCGCAUGCAACCCUCCGAACGACUUGCUUUGGAUCACAUGGGAGUCGGACUGCAGCAGCUCCGAGAGUUCAUGCUGCUUCCAAGGCCUACUUACGCCUCGUCUUCUCUCCCCAGUGUGAUAGCCACACCUAGGGAAGCAAAACAACCCCUUUGCUUUUGUGCGUCUUCGUGCGACACUGGCUCUGGUGUCUCUGUUACGAGGCGUUCCGGUGCAGCACGUGGCGAAGAGCUUUAG
Messenger RNA from Cyclospora cayetanensis, 2529 nucleotides. RefSeq lists its product as uncharacterized. The transcript has 5 exons. NCBI's taxonomy places the organism in Eukaryota, Apicomplexa, Conoidasida, Eucoccidiorida, Eimeriidae. The coding region runs from base 1 to 2529 and encodes 842 amino acids. The record is from RefSeq and is a predicted model, not a curated record.